AUGGCUCAACAACAGGUUCCAACUUUCAAGCUUGUUCUCGUCGGUGAUGGUGGUACCGGUAAGACCACUUUCGUCAAGAGACAUUUGACCGGUGAGUUCGAAAAGAAGUACAUUGCCACUCUGGGUGUCGAGGUCCACCCUCUUUCGUUCUACACCAACUACGGUGAGAUCAAGUUCGACGUCUGGGAUACCGCUGGACAGGAGAAAUUUGGUGGUUUGAGAGAUGGUUACUACAUCAACGGUCAGUGUGGUAUCAUCAUGUUCGAUGUCACCUCCAGAAUCACUUACAAGAACGUUCCAAACUGGCACCGUGAUCUGGUUAGAGUCUGUGAGAACAUCCCAAUUGUUCUGUGUGGUAACAAGGUGGAUGUCAAGGAGAGAAAGGUCAAGGCCAAGACUAUCACUUUCCACAGAAAGAAGAACUUGCAAUACUUUGACAUCUCUGCCAAGUCCAACUACAACUUUGAGAAGCCAUUCUUGUGGUUGGCCAGAAAGUUGGUGGGCAACUCUCAAUUGGAGUUUGUCGAGUCGCCAGCCCUGGCUCCUCCAGAGGUCCAGGUUGACGCCGAGUUGAUGGCCAAGUACCAGCAAGAGAUGGAGCAGGCUACCGCCAUGCCUUUGCCUGAUGAAGAUGAUGCCGAUUUGUAA
Molecule: messenger RNA, 648 nt
Organism: Kuraishia capsulata CBS 1993
Lineage: Eukaryota; Fungi; Ascomycota; Pichiomycetes; Pichiales; Pichiaceae
Exons: 2
Coding region: 1-648 (215 amino acids)
Biological process (GO): protein import into nucleus; ribosomal subunit export from nucleus
Cellular component (GO): nucleus; cytoplasm
Molecular function (GO): GTPase activity; GTP binding
Source: RefSeq, a predicted model, not a curated record